AUGGACGAACACUUCCACUUCAACCAGUUCGCAACCUACCACCGCAACCAAUUCGCAGAAUGGGACCCCAAGAUCACCACUCCUCCCGGCCUUUACCUCCUCCAGCGUAUCUUCUCCAUCCUCCUUCCGGGGGAACUCAGCGUGAUGCGGGCCAUCAACUGCCUCUUCUUCUCCAACAUCUUCGUGGUCUACGUGCUGAAGGUCUACGACUUCCUGGAGCCGUGCUCGGGCAACCUGACGCGGAGUUUGAACUUGGCGCUAACUCCGACCAUCUACUUUUUCAACUUCCUGGACUACACCGACGCGGCGAGCGUGUCGGUGAUCGCAGCCAUGUUCUACUACAACCUCACCAAGAGCGAGUGGCGGCUGGGAUUGGUCUCCCUCCUCGCCGUCUUCAUCCGCCAGAAUAACCUCAUCUGGAUCCUCUACCUCAUCAUCUAUCGCGUGCUGGGAGAGAAUCGCAAAGUGGUACUGGCGCCCAAGUCCCUCCCCUCACACCUCCUUGCCAUCCUCCGCAUCUUCCUCACCAAUAAAAUGCAAAUCCUCAAACAGUCCAAGUUCCAACUCGCAGCCAUUGCAGUCUUCGCAGGUUAUGUGUACAUCUUCAACGGGGGACGGCUGGUCUUCGGCGACCAUUCGCACCACCAGAUGACGUUCCACCCUAACCAGUUGCUCUAUCUUUCGCUCUUCUGCAUCGCCAACCUGCCGAUAACGCUGGGAGAGUACAUUUCCUCGGUGGGCAACUUCUUCCAGCGCAUCUACAUCUCGAGACACGCACUAGCAGCCUACCUGUUCCUGCUGGCGAUGUCAAUCAUCCUGGUGGACCAGUUCACGCUGAUCCACCCCUUCAUCCGCGACGACAACCGCCACUACACCUUCUACAUCUACCGCUACCUGCUCAAGCCCGCCCUGCCCAAGUUCGCCCUCUGCCUCGCCUACGCCUUCUCCUUCCACUUCAUCUACAAGCAGGUCGUCAAUAGCGAGCUCAAACUCAUGCGCUUCAUCCUCUGGCUGGGCGCCUGCUUCGGCUAUCUCUGCCUGGGUGAACUGGUGGAGUUUAGGUAUUUCGCGAUCCCCUUCGUGAUGCUGUGCUUCUAA
Messenger RNA from Nymphaea colorata (pocket water lily), 1098 nucleotides. RefSeq names its product dol-P-Glc:Glc(2)Man(9)GlcNAc(2)-PP-Dol alpha-1,2-glucosyltransferase. Gene Ontology annotation, cellular component: endoplasmic reticulum. Gene Ontology annotation, molecular function: dolichyl pyrophosphate Glc2Man9GlcNAc2 alpha-1,2-glucosyltransferase activity. The record is from RefSeq and is a predicted model, not a curated record. NCBI's taxonomy places the organism in Eukaryota, Viridiplantae, Streptophyta, Magnoliopsida, Nymphaeales, Nymphaeaceae. Gene Ontology annotation, biological process: protein N-linked glycosylation; dolichol-linked oligosaccharide biosynthetic process. Bases 1 to 1098 code for a protein of 365 amino acids. The transcript has a single exon.